AUGGAAAACGGAAAUGUCGAAGUGUUUGAGUCUGAGGAGAAUUUAGAGCUUAUUCUUGUGUAUAGUGUGAUAUCUAAAACAAAAGUGAAAGUUGCGAUCAAAAACAGGCAAAGGAUGGCGAGAUCGUUUGCAAAGCUACUGAAAAGUAUAUCGAAUGGAUGCAUGUAUUCAACCGAAGGUGAGUAUGUGAUAUUUACGCCCGGAUCGCUAAGUGGAGGAAAUGUGAUAUUCAAAUGCGAGGAAGAGAUAUCGAUGUAUAUUGUGCCGUUGCUUGUGCUUUGCCCGUUUGUAUCUGGGCCAUUAAAGAUACGAUUCAAAGGAAUAACGAAUGGCAAUAUGUGUGUUGACAUGAUAAGAAUUGCGCAUUUUGGAGUGAUGAGGAGAUUUGGUGUUGAUGGAUGUGAGCUUGUGGUUAAGAAGCGAGGAUUUGGGCCGAAAGGAGAGGGGGAGGUGAUAUUGAGUGUGAGCGGAGCACGAAAGGUUGGUGUAGUUGAUUUUGUGAAUGAUGAGAAAAUAGUAAAGGUGCGCGGGCUUGUGCUCAGCAGCCGUGUGAGCUCCAUGCCGACUCGAGAAAUGACUGAAGUGAUUAAGAGGUUAUUAGGAGGCAUAUCGAGGGUGAAAGUGUUUUCAAAUGUAUCUAACCGGCUUGACUCUGGCCCGUCGCCUGGAUUCCAAUGUAAUGUAUUUGCUGAGUCGAAGAAUGGAAUAUACUAUUCCACUGUAAAUGGAUGGAAUGAAGAGGAUGUGGAUGGAAAGAGUGUAAGCAAAGUGCUAAAGCCGGAGGAAGCGGCAGAGAGGGCAUGCUGCGAGCUUCUUAGGAGUAUGAAGGCAGGAGGGAUAUUUGACAGGAAGCUUGCGUAUCUAGGGCUUUCAUUGAUGUGUUUAUCACCCAGGAGUGUGAGCAGAAUGAGGAUGUGCAAGGUUAAUUAUGAGAUUGGAGGCGUGCUUGAGCUUUUGAAGAGAUUUUUUAAGUUUGAGUAUGAGAUUAGGAAGCAGGGUGGAGGAUAUGUUGUUUAUGGAUGUGGAAAUGGAUACACAAAUGUAAUGAGACAGCUGAAAUGA
Ordospora pajunii is the source of this 1062-nucleotide messenger RNA. RefSeq names its product RNA 3'-terminal phosphate cyclase. The transcript has a single exon. Lineage: Eukaryota; Fungi; Microsporidia; Ordosporidae. Gene Ontology annotation, molecular function: RNA endonuclease activity. Gene Ontology annotation, biological process: endonucleolytic cleavage of tricistronic rRNA transcript (SSU-rRNA, 5.8S rRNA, LSU-rRNA). The record is from RefSeq and is a predicted model, not a curated record. Gene Ontology annotation, cellular component: nucleolus. Bases 1 to 1062 code for a protein of 353 amino acids.